This is a messenger RNA of Schizophyllum commune H4-8, 1505 nucleotides long. RefSeq lists its product as uncharacterized. The annotation marks the transcript as partial. The transcript has 3 exons. The record is from RefSeq and is a predicted model, not a curated record. NCBI's taxonomy places the organism in Eukaryota, Fungi, Basidiomycota, Agaricomycetes, Agaricales, Schizophyllaceae.
AAAUGGCACAAGGGCCUGCGAUCGCCGUUGCCCCGCCCUGGGCUGGGAAUACUUCUGGGAAGGAUCUCGGCUCGGCGCGCUGUCCCUCCACCGUUCCGCUCGACAUCGUGAACUUCGAUGACCUCGCUAUCGACACCCUCCUGCGCGCUCGUCGUCUGUCCGCAUCCCAGGGUCAUGCCGAGAAGAGCACCUCGGAUAUUGGUCGCACGACAACGACAACGCGCAAGCCGCAGCGGACAGAUUGCUUCAUAUACCGCCUUCCAAAUGAGCUGCUAUGCGCCAUCUUCAUGAUGUGCGGAGAAGUGGAUGACGCGUUCCUUUACCCUCGGCACGACGUACACGACGCACUCCCCCCUCCCAUGCACCUCUAUAGCAGAGCGACCGUGCUCUUGGGCCACGUCUGUUUGCGCUGGUUCGCCGUGACGCGAGGCUCACGUCAGCUGUGGACCAUGGUGGAUGUCCCCUUUCCUCAACCAUGCGAUGUUGCUGCGCUGGAGCUCAGCCUCCGCUAUUCCAAAGGCUUGCCUCUGACUCUACGUAUCAACGGACACUACCAGCUGCCGAAGCAUCUGCACACUCCGGAGACGUACCAGAAAUUCAUGUGUCUCGUCGCAGCUGCGUCGCACCGCUGGGAGGAAAUAUCCUUCGUUGUGACCCAAGGCCCAUUCAGGCCCUUCGACGGCCUGCACCACCUCACAAGUCUUCCUCCCCAAUCAUUCCCCUCUAUCAAACGCGCGAUGCUGUACUUCUUCGGCGAUGACCACAGGCCUACAUUGCCUCUCUGGGAGAAUUUCUUCAGAUCGACGGCUCUCCGUUCAUUGCACUGGUACGGUGUCGGAUUCCGCGCUUCUUCGUCAUCUCUGGAACGCCUCACCCAUGUUGCGGUGGACCACAUCGACCCCAUGGACGUGAUGGAGUGCCUUCGCUCCUGCGGACAGCUGAGGUUCCUCAGGGCGAAGGUGAAGUCGCUUGAGAGCCAGCUCAUGGGCGAGGACGACGGCGCUUUGAUAGCUAAGCUUCCGUCGCCUGUCGACCUCCCUCACCUCCAGGUUCUGAUGCUCGCUGGCAUGUUUGAUUGGACGAAUCUCUUCGAUGGAAUCACCACACCUCGUCUGCACCGACUGGAUCUCAUCAACGCCGGAGUGCAAGCACGCGCCAUCGAAGCCAUGCUGCAGCGUUCGAAAUCACGACUAUUCAUGUUGGGCUUUGGCUGCGUGUAUUGUGGACAGACGCAAGAAACCGAAAAGAUCCUUCGCAGCCCUACGCUGCGUCAUCUUCGCAUAUUUCUCUACGAGACCCAUCCUCGCUAUACCGUUGGAGAGCCCGAAACUUUCGAUCCACGGCCCUUUCUACCCACGUACUUAUCACUGUAUACACGGGAAUUUGCGCAAGCAGACGAGGCUUACUGGAAUGGUGUAGCUACGAGAGACACUCCUAUGUGAUAUAAGGGUAUCAUCAUUUGUAGUCUAAUACACGGAAGAUUGCGAUUACGCAGUUGACAUGCG